AAGAGCUAGGGUGAAACAGAUCGCCCGUGUUCUCUUUUUCUUUCCUCUAAUAAGUCAACUGGUUCUCUGUAUAAACCCACCACUCCUGCCUCCUCCUUCGCCGAGGCAAGGAUCGGCCUAGCCUAUGGGGCUGUUCGGAUGAUCCGAAAUGGAGAUAGGCCUCCUGGAGGCCCAUGGGAAUGGUUGGGUGGGAAGGCAGGUUCCAUUUUUUGCAUCUUCCAGCGGUCGUGGAAGGCGGAGAACUUUCCCACACCACCCAUUCCUAUUGAUCCCAGGGGUUUCUCCCUUUCUCUUCGUGCUGGAAAUGAAAUCAAUAGAGUCUGUGUCUCUUUCAUGAUUAACCACAUGGCGUACUCUCAGCAGAAAGAGUUGAGAUGGCUUCAGCACAACACAUCCAGCAAUGAGGAGUUUCUACAAAGAGAUCAAGGGGAUGAAUGUGAAGGAACUUCCUGCGCACGUGAAGCCAAUGCUCUUUUUCGGUUACCUAAAGAAAAGGCCAUUCAGAGAGGCAUCGAAAACUGCCUUGCCAAGUACACACAAAUGAAUUCCAUCAAUCCUCUCAACCAUUCAAGCUUCAUUGAGAUGAUAGUCUGUGUCCUUGUAGCAUUUUCAGGGAAAUGACAUUAUGAUGAGCACCAGCAGACGCCAGAGAGCACAGAGGGUCAUUGGACGCAAUUUGAUGGAUGCGAUGGCUUGAUAACUAUGCAGCAGCUUCUUGCUUUAAUUUCAAGGGCAUAGGAAAAACUUUUGGUUGGUGUGGCUGGCAGGAGAGAAAUAAAAGAUCUUUCAAUGGAUUGUAAUAGCCAAUGAGCAAAGUUAUAGAUCCAUUCUAAUUCAUGAUUUUUAUUCCCAAUGGCAUCCAUGCAUGAGUUCACUGGUAAUUUACUAUGUCAGGAAUCAACAUAUAUUGUUUCUUUGAAAGUGUAUGCAUCAGAUUUCAAAAUCAGACCUGAUUGUUGUGCCCUAAUAAUUUUAGUAUCUGUUGGCUUGAUAAUUGGAC
Messenger RNA from Malania oleifera, 1000 nucleotides. RefSeq lists its product as uncharacterized. The transcript has 4 exons. The record is from RefSeq and is a predicted model, not a curated record. The coding region runs from base 139 to 621 and encodes 160 amino acids. Lineage: Eukaryota; Viridiplantae; Streptophyta; Magnoliopsida; Santalales; Ximeniaceae.